ACCUCAUUACACACAGUAAUUCAUUAAAGAUUGGAACGAUAGUCCAGUAUAAAAGUCACCCAGUCAAGUGUUAUAUAAUUAUUAUAUUAUAUAGAAGGCCGAAGAGUAUCCGCUCCUAUGCUUAGCUUUCAUGCGCUACGACUCAUCCUGUGGAGCCUCUAGCCUGUUUUGGUCAGUUGAAACAACUAAUGACAAGUUGAAUAUUCAUAAAUUCCAAAUGGUGCGAAAUAUACAUUGUUUUGACCCUAGGACGCAAUUUCAUCGUGAAAUUAAACAUGAUAUUAUUUCCCCCAAAUUGUUCGCUAAUGUCGCGAAGGACAUGCCCAAUGCAAUGGAAAAAGCGGGGCGUGAUAUAAACAAAAAUACAAACAUACACAUAGUCUAUCAUUUGAGAUGUGGCUCAAGGAAGUGGGAGGACGCGAGCUCAUUCGAGGCCUACGUCUAGGACUAGAACUAGGAAUUUUGAUCUGUUUUAUAGAAUAGGUCGGCAAACGAGCAGACGGAUUACCUGAUGGUAAGCAAUCAGCGCCGCCCACGGCGAUUAGGUUUUUAGGGAUUAGGGUUUUGGAGAUUUAGGGAUUGGGAG
Messenger RNA from Spodoptera exigua (beet armyworm), 586 nucleotides. The record is from the annotation of a GenBank genome assembly. NCBI's taxonomy places the organism in Eukaryota, Metazoa, Arthropoda, Insecta, Lepidoptera, Noctuidae.